AUGCAGCAUGAAAGUAAGAGCCCUAGUCCGAGCCUGCAGCAUGAAAGUAAGAGCCCUAGUCCGAGCCUGCAGCAUGAAAGUAAUGUCCCAAAGGGCCCUAGUCUGAGACUGCAGCAUGAAAUUAAUGUCCCAAAGGGCCCUAGUCAGAGCAUGCAGCAUGAAAGUAAUGUCCUAAAGAGCCCUAGUCCGAGCCUGCAGCAUGAAAGUAAUGCCCCAAAGAGCCCUAGUCAGAGCAUGCAGCAUGAAAGCAAUGUCCCAAAGAGCCCUAGUCCGAGCCUGCAUCAUGAAAGUAAGAGCCCGAGUCCGAGCCUACAGCAUGAAAGUAAUGCCCCAAAGAGCCCUAGUCAGAGCAUGCAGCAUGAAAGUAAUGUCCCAAAGAACCAUAGUCCGAGCCUGCAGCAUGAUAGUAAUGUCCCAAAGAGCCCUAGUCUGAGUAUGCAGCAUGAAAGUAAUGUCCCAAAGAGCCCUGGUCCGAGCCUGCAGCAUGAAAGUAAUGUCCCAAAGGGCCCUAGUCAGAGCAUGCACCAUGAUAGUAAUGUCCCAAAGAGCCCUAGUCAGAGCAUGCAGCAUGAUAGUAAUGUCCCAAAGAGCCCUAGUCAGAGCAUGCAGCAUGCUAGUAAUGUCCCAAAGAGCCCUAGUCCGAGCCUGCAGCAUGAAAUUAAUGUCCCAAAGAGCCCUAGUUCGAGCCUUCAGCAUGAUAGUAAUGUCCCAAAGAGCCCUAGUCAGAGCAUGCAGCAUGAUAGUAAUGUCCCAAAGAGCCCAAGUCAGAGCAUGCAGCAUGCUAGUAAUGUCCCAAAGAGCCCUAGUCCGAGCCUGCAGCAUGAAAGUAAUGUCCCAAAGAGCCCUAGUCCGAGCCUGCAGCAUGAAAGUAAUGCCCCAAAGAGCCCUAGUCAGAGCCUGCAGCAUGACAGUAAUGUCCCAAAGAGCCAUUGUCAGAGCAUGCAGCAUGAAAGUAAUGCCCCAAGGAGGAACUGGAUCCCUGACUGGAGGUAUCAAGAGAAAGGUUCCAUUCAAAAAGGAUUUGGAAAUUUUUAA
Molecule: messenger RNA, 1035 nt
Organism: Protopterus annectens (West African lungfish)
Lineage: Eukaryota; Metazoa; Chordata; Ceratodontiformes; Protopteridae
Product: DNA-directed RNA polymerase II subunit RPB1-like
Exons: 1
Coding region: 1-1035 (344 amino acids)
Source: RefSeq, a predicted model, not a curated record